Erinaceus europaeus (western European hedgehog) is the source of this 726-nucleotide messenger RNA. It is a transcript of the gene HOATZ, whose product is annotated as HOATZ cilia and flagella associated protein. The transcript is spliced from 6 exons. Lineage: Eukaryota; Metazoa; Chordata; Mammalia; Eulipotyphla; Erinaceidae. Gene Ontology annotation, biological process: cilium assembly. The record is from RefSeq and is a predicted model, not a curated record. The coding region runs from base 88 to 582 and encodes 164 amino acids.
GGUUGGGCGAGGGAGCAAUUUGGCGGUUCCCAGAGGGGCGAGGCCAGCUGAGAACCCAGGGAGCUCAGAGAAGCGUCCUGAGUUGCCAUGGAAACGAGCCCCAACGAGCAAUUUAGCAGCAGCCAGGAGUCCUUUGAAACGUGCUACUCGGGAUUACUGGUGUUCACGGGUUCUUCGGAUCUGGACUCCAGCUUGGCCAAGCAGUUCUGGAUGGCGGCUUCGCUGUACCCACCCAACGAAUCUCAGCUGGCGCUCACGAGAGGCAGUAGUCAGCGUCUGCCGGUGGCGGGGACCUCCAAAUGCAAUGAGGUCGAGAAAGCUUACUACCAGCAGUUUUUUGUUGAUGAAGAGAAGAGUGCUGAAAUUGUAAAGAUUCAGGAAGAUGAGGAGAAAGAAAAAUAUCUUCAAAAGGCUAAAAGAAGAGAUGAGAUUCUUCAACUCUUAAGAAAACAAAGAGAAGAACGGAUUUUGAAAGAGCUGAUUUCUCUUCCUUAUAAACCGAAGGCCAAAGUACACAAAGUAAAGAAAGUGGUACCCGAGUCAGAUAAAGAAGACAAAGAAGAAGUUAAAGCCUUGAAGUAAUUUGACUGAUGUGUGGUAUUGGAUGACUCACUUAGACCUACACUUUGAAAACAACCUAUUCAUGUAUCAGAGCUGCUGGAAUCAGUUACUUUAACUAGACAAAGAAAUAAAAGUGAAACAUUCAGACUGUUAGGAAUUUUACCA